AUCCGUGUGUGCUGCUAUUCCAUUCACUUGAUCGCCCAACGUCGAGGCGUACGUACGUACCGAUUCCUAAGAAAGUGCUUCGCUUCAUAUUAGAAGGACCAUACACGCGAUUUGUGAGAGCCACAACCGGCGCUUGCAUAGUUACCUAUACCUAGUGUGUGAGUUACAGUGCAGAACAUUUGCGUUGAUUUGUUUCUUUUUUUCCUUCUGUUGCUUCGAUUGCGGUUGAAUAUUCUGGUGUAACGUGUUCGAAUUCGAUUCGAUUUCAAUCGAGGGUGGUGGGCGCCUUUCGGUUCGCCGAUCAUCAAUCAACAACGCCCGAAAAAAAAAACGGAAGCACGUAACAGCGUCAGCUCAGCUCGUUCAGCUACAUAACAUCGGAUCGAAAUCCAUGUGACGGCACCGAUUUGCCGGUGCGACUGAUAAUAAGUGGGGAAGGUCCUGAAACCCCUAAACUCGAAUCAAACGAUAGCAGCAGCAACCCAAUUAGAGUGGUGUAAUCUAACGUGUGGUGUUUGUGUGUAUGUUCGGAGAUUGUGGGUUCCCGAAGACAAAAGCUUCCGUCCGUCCGUGUGUGUUUCGUCUUUCGCUAUUUUGUGAAUGGCGAGCGAGCAACUGAAGCGAGGAUUCGAUUAAUGAAAAGGAUCUAACGGUAAAUUGCGAUUCUUCUUCUUCGUCUUUUAUGUUCGCGCGGUGUGUGUGUCGGUUGGCGAAACAUCAACCGUGCUUGUAAAAGGUCCGUGUGUGACCUUUUAUUCCAUUCCAUUCAUUGUCCUGAACGAACGAACGAACGAGUAAUUUAGUUCCUGCUGCCGCAGUCAGGUGUGUUUCAUUCCGUGUCCUGACUGACCGACUGACUGGAAUUUCCUCUUCCAUUCACGGAAGUUACUCGAAUGCGGUAAAGUGGAUUAGUGUGGCUAAUGACAUAGAGAAGAGUGUGUGCGGAAAGUAAUCUAACCGGAGUGCUUAGUGAAGCUUAAACGGAUUAAAGUGUAACCUUCCUGGGAACGUGAGGUGCCCCAAAAAUUGGCCAGAAGGUGGUGAUUCACCUGACAGUUAAAAUUCGGAUGCAAUAGCAAGCAGUUGGUGCCAUCCCAGCAUGACAAUGUCGCAAAUCCUGAAGCAAACCAAGAAAUGUUGUGUAAAGAUUAUCCGGAAAUUCUCCUUCCAACCGGGCAGCAGCAGCGGCAGCGGUUCCACAUCCUCCCCGUCCUGUUCGACUGCGGUGACGGCAAAGUCAAGUAAGGGAGGUGGGCCGACGUCAGGUCGGUCGAUAUUGCUAAACAACCGAGCGACGAGCAAGUACCAGCUGCACCGGAACUGCACCCCGACCCGGUGCAAAGUGCAACCUAGUUCACCGGAACGGUUCGGAAGUGGUGCCGGAGAAAGUUGGACCAGUGGAGUUGAGGAGGAACCUUCGGUGCGGAGACGACUGGAACCGACGAGUGCGGUCAACGAGUCGACGAUACCGGCCACCCAGAACAACUACCGGGUGACCCGGGAUGGGAAGAAUUUGCCGAGGAAAAGAACAAACAUCAGCAGCAACAAGAAUGUGAAUCUGAAAAAGUGCUUCCGGUUGAGGGGUGGUCCCGGCGGAGGGUUUAAAGAUAUGGUGGCAGAUGGUGCCGGGAUGAAUAAUAGCAGCGUCGUGACGUCUAAAUUGGAUAAGAUCAGCAAGACGCUUUAUCACGUAGCCGGAGGAAGUGGGGUUGUGGAGACGAAUGAUGGUAAGCUAUGCGGAGGAAGUGUUGUUAAUACCAAUAAUCUGGCCUCGCAGACGUCGGAGAAGAGCAAAAUCUCGAAGCCGCUGUUUUUGAGUGGCAAGCAUAAAAAGUACAAUCAAAUCGAGACGCAAUUUGGUCCUGGGGAGGAGGAGGACGACGAAGAUGACGAGUUUAUGGCAUGCGAAUUCGAUGGUUUCCGGUCGCAUUCUUCACACCAGGAAAGUGGUGGCCGGUUACAGUUCGAGUUGAGUCAACCGAUGCCAGAGGUUCAAACAACCCCCCGAAUGGAACGACGUUCGAUUAAUCUGGAAGAGAUUGUCUUCGAGAAGGUGAAAUUCGAUCGGAACAAGCGUUACCUGAGGAAUGAAACCAGUUCUCCGUCCACGGCUAGCAACCGAUCUCAGAACGGUUCCUACGUAGCGUCCCACUCCGCAGACAGUAUUCUGUCCUUCAGCUUCGAGUACAAUUCCGACCAUCCGCUGGCUCAGGUGGUGACGAGCAAAAGCGAAGAUUUUAUCGACCCCUGGCGGAAUUACAAUCUCAACAAUCGGCUGAACAAGGUCUCAAAGAACCCCUGGGACUCGUACCCGCAAAAGUGCGAAUCCCCCACCCAAACACUUCCGUCCCCACUACAGCGGCCUUCCUGGAACCCCUUCAUCGACGAAAUGGCCUCCAGUCCAACGUCCAGCCCUGUGAAUCAGCCGCAACAGCAAAACAAAACAUAUCCCCCGCCCUACCAGGUCCGGACCGACAUCUGGCAGAACCUGAACAACAAAAACUACGAAAUCGACUCGGACGUCAUCUGGCGGACGUCCAACUCGUCCCGGCGCACCUCGGCCAGCACCGUCGAGACGUGGAUCGAGGACGAGGUGUUCGACAACAGCUUCAACGAGGAGCUGGAACGGCGCUGUGCCACCCUCAAGAUCUAACACCCGGCGGAAGCGGAUGAUUAGAAUCAUCGGAAUCAGUAGUCAGAAACCUAGAGACAGAUGAGAGAGAGAGAGAGCAAUACCUUGUGUCUUUUCCGCCUUCGUCGCAGAAAAGAUCAGCAAUGUGAGCUUUAAGUGAACAAAAAAUCAACCUUUAAAGUUUAGGAAGUACUUAACUUAUUUCUUCGCCACGACAAUGCUAGUUCUCAACUUCGCCUAAACGUUUACUGUAAAAGGAAAAGCAUGUGAUAUUAUUAAUUAUUUAUACUUAACUAUUAGCAAUAAUUCGAGAAAGAAAACACAAUCAAUCAUUCGAUAACUUUAAGUUAAGCGCGGCAGCUUUAGGUAGCACUCCUGAUUUGUGUUUUGUGCUGUUUAGUUUUUUUUUUCUUGUGAUUUUUUAUUUUCUGUUGAUUGAACUGAUGAUCUCAUUUUAGUUUUUUUAAAUAAUAUUGUGACUACCCUUUAAAACGGAAUGUUUAGCCUUUAAGUACCUACCUACUUAAGUCUAUCGAGAAAGUACGUACAAUUUUGCUUUAUGGUAACAAAAAACAAGACAAAAAAAACUCCAACAUCGAGAGAAAUUCAAACACUUGCGGGACAGUUUCUUCUCUCUACCAUACAUUAGUACCUUGACAACAUUAUUAUAUACAUUCUUGAACUAACAAAAAAUUUAGCAAAAAAAAAGUAAUAUAAACAGCAGAGAAUGUAGAACAAAAUUUUUCGAAAUCAAAUCUUACAAAGCAGAAAAGCAAAAUUAUUGAAAAAGGUAGUGUUUUUGAGAGCGAACAUGUUAACAACAAACAAAAGAGAAUAAAAAAAAACGUCUUGAUUUUGAUAUUCCACCACUUUUCAACUCCUUUGAAAAUUAGAGAAAAAUAGAACAAAAAUCUGUGAAGAGCAAUGUAAGAAAAAAAAAUAGAAACCAGCCCCAGUUAGAGAAAGGAAAACGUUUGAAAAAAUCAGCUUUACGCAAGAAAGAAUAUUAAAAAAAUGCAAACAAUCAAGUCAAAGUUAGUUAAGAAUAUGUAUUCACACCAGUGUGACAAGAAUGAUGUUGAAGGGGCAGGAAAAAACAUUCAACCGGCAAGAAAAAGGGGAGAGAGAUAAACAAAAAAUCUAUAUAAUAAAACAAA
Uranotaenia lowii is the source of this 3789-nucleotide messenger RNA. RefSeq lists its product as uncharacterized. Lineage: Eukaryota; Metazoa; Arthropoda; Insecta; Diptera; Culicidae. The coding region runs from base 1100 to 2653 and encodes 517 amino acids. The transcript has 2 exons. The record is from RefSeq and is a predicted model, not a curated record.